This is a messenger RNA of Betta splendens (Siamese fighting fish), 2423 nucleotides long. It is a transcript of the gene sgk2a, whose product is annotated as serum/glucocorticoid regulated kinase 2a. The transcript is spliced from 13 exons. Gene Ontology annotation, biological process: protein phosphorylation. Gene Ontology annotation, molecular function: ATP binding; protein serine/threonine kinase activity. Lineage: Eukaryota; Metazoa; Chordata; Actinopteri; Anabantiformes; Osphronemidae. The coding region runs from base 206 to 1291 and encodes 361 amino acids. The record is from RefSeq and is a predicted model, not a curated record.
AAGCUCUGUGACUCUUCGUCAAUGAUUCACUCUCCUGACGCUGACCUUCCUUUGAGGCUGAGGGAACUCUUAGCUCAGUCCAAGGCGAGGCUCCCUGGGGCCGUGAGGUUUGACCGUCUGUGAACACAGAUGACUGCCUGCAAAUCCUCCGCACACAGGUCUGCCCAACACUGACACUGAGCCUCCAGUGGGAGUGGAAUGGAUCAUGGCCCACUCUGAUUCGCUGUCACUGCCCUCCUCCCCUCAUGAAGAUGUCAACCUGGGACCUUCAGCGAACCCACAUGCCAGGCCCACUGACUUUGACUUCCUGGCUGUCAUUGGCAAAGGAACCUUUGGAAAGGUGCUGCUCGCCAAGCUCAAGGCCGACGGCACGUUCUACGCUGUCAAAGUGCUGCAGAAGAAAGUCAUCCUGAAGAAGAAAGAGCAAAAGAACAUCAUGGCAGAGAGGAACGUGCUGCUGAAGAGCCUCAAACACCCGUUUCUAGUGCGACUUCACUACUCCUUCCAGACCGCAGAGAAACUCUACUUUGUCCUCGAUUAUGUAAACGGGGGAGAGCUGUUUUUCCACCUGCAGAGAGAGCGCUGUUUCUCGGAGCCCAGAGCCAGGUUCUACGCCGCCGAGGUGGCCAGCGCCAUCGGCUACCUUCACUCACUCAACAUUGUUUACAGAGAUCUCAAGCCGGAGAACAUUCUUUUGGACUGCCAGGGCCAUGUGGUGCUGACGGACUUUGGGCUGUGUAAAGAGGGUGUAGAACCUGAGGGAACUACCUCAACGUUCUGCGGGACUCCAGAGUACUUGGCUCCGGAGGUUCUUCGUAAGGAGCCGUACGACAGGACGGUGGACUGGUGGUGCCUGGGAGCGGUGCUUUAUGAGAUGAUCUACAGCCUGCCUCCGUUCUACAGCCGCGACGUUGGCGAAAUGUACGACGGGAUCCUCCACAAAGCCCUGGCGCUGCCCCCGGGGAAGUCUGACGCCAUCUGCUCUCUGCUGACGGGCCUGUUGCAGAAGGACCAGCACAGGCGCCUCGGGGCGAUCGCAGACUUUCUGGAGAUAAAGAACCACACCUUCUUCUCUCCAAUCAACUGGGAUGACCUUUACCACAAGCGGCUGACGCCUCCUUACAACCCCAACGUGAGAGGCCCGGCUGACCUUCAGCACAUCGAUCCAGAGUUCACCAGAGAGCUGGUUCCUAACUCCGUCAGUCGGACCCCAGAGUUCAGCGCCAGCACCAGUUCCAGUAACGCCUUCAAUGGCUUCUCCUUUGUCGCCUCUGAUGACAGUUUUCUGUGAGACUGCGGGAUUCAGAUCACACUGAGUAAAACAGGCGCUCCUCAUCAGCUGCAGGAGUCCCACUAAAAGUCUGUUUCACUACAAACCAAGUUCUCCUUUGGAUCAAAAUGAAUGAAGAAGGGUUCAAAUGUUGGAAACAUUUCGCCAGCGUAUUUUUAGGCCCGCUAAUACAGAGGAUGAAGUGAGGAAUCUACAGGACUCACACAGUGGAAGCCUCAUUAGGAAUCACUGCAAAUGAUUUUGGGUCCAUUUGUGGAUGAAGGAGUAUAAAUUAAGAGAGACUGGGUUCAUGCAAAAAAAAAUGACUGGACUGUUUCAAAACAAAAACUGGACUUCUGGUUUGUCAGCUGAUCCCUUUUUGUGCAGCUGAGUUGAGUGGCAGUAUCUUACUUCCUCUGUCCCAAAGGCAGAUUCAUGUAAAGUAACUGUCAGUGACGAUGAUGUACUACACAAACAACCUGAGGUUAAUUUUUUACUACAUAAAAGAGAACGGCUCUGAUCCCACAGUGCAAGUGGAUGCCAGACCGUAGAUUAGACAUAAUAAAAUCAAAUUCAAUGUUUUCUCUUCUCCCUUCCUUAAACUGCACACGGCGGUGGCAACACUUUGGUGGUUUGUCUUGUGAAUUUUAACUUUAUUUUCUGCACUGCGACCAUGUUGAUUGGUUUAUUUCACGACACGUAACAAGAUGAAACAGCUCAUGUUAUUGUGAGAAUACUGUAUCCAGCACCUGUAAAUAUACAUUUGCAAUUGUAAUAUGAGCAUUUUAUAGAGUAAUGUUCAUUAAUGACUGAACCAUGAAGUGCAUCUCUGUGUCAGAAAUUUGAUUGGUGGUGGAUGGUGUUGGCAGUGAUGGGUGAUAGUUAGAAAGUGUGUAUUUUAUUUUUUAAAACUUUUUCAAGUGUACUUCAAGUAUUAAAAUCUGAGAUUAAGCAUAUUUUAUUGUAUUAUAACUCUAAUUUCUAAAUUUACUGCAUUACUAUUUUCCUUGAAACUCUUUGUUGGUUCAACAAGGCCUUGUUUCACAGAAACCUUGCUUUGCUAAAUCACAUGACUUUUCUAAGAAAUCAAACACACUGAGUGGGACGCAGACAUUGCUUUGUCUCAAAAUAAACUUUAAUCUCUUCCAUUGAA